This is a messenger RNA of Oikopleura dioica, 1128 nucleotides long. NCBI's taxonomy places the organism in Eukaryota, Metazoa, Chordata, Appendicularia, Copelata, Oikopleuridae. The record is from the annotation of a GenBank genome assembly.
AUGGAUUGUCUCUGGCCUUUCGAGCACAUUUUGCUUCAAAUUUGCGAGAAACUAGAAUUCGAAGAUCUUUCAAAGAUGGAAGAAGUCGACCCGGUUUUUGAAGAAUUGAGCAGAAGCGGAAGAUUGUGGCACAAGUACUUGAAGUACAAAAGAAAAGUGUGCCCGUUUCAUAGAGAUUAUAUGAAGAGAGCGAAUGUGAAGCUGACUCGGCCGUCGGAAUUGUCGAGGAGAAUCGCGGAGAAAAUUCACGACGCAGAGGAAGUUUCAAGGUUGAACAUGGAAAAGGGCACUUUCCAGGAACUGUUCCUGUACAAAGACGAGGAACUGAGCUGGCUACCUGAACUCGAAUCCGCCAAAAUCAUAUCUGCAUUUACAGUCACUGAAAACCGCCUAAUUACGUGUUCAAAAUUCCUGACUUUCUGGGACGAGAAAAGCAGAAAAGUCACGAAACGAUUUCUAUUCCCGCACAACGCCGGAAAAGUGAUGCAAAUAAAAGUGCUCGAAAACGACCAAAAAAUCAUCACGCAGCAUUUUUCGCUUUUUAACUCGACUAUCACAUUCUUGGAAUUCGACAUUCUCAAAGAAGAGUUUCGAAAAAUAUUCUCCAAGGUGGUUAAUUUGGUGCAUUCUGUGACGUUGCAAGAAAAAUUCGGAAUUAUCGUGGGUCAAAAUAUAACACGGCUGUAUUGGGAGAAUGGAGAACACGAAUUUCUAGCGCCGGAAUUGUAUGGAAGCUCUCCUUCGAGUAUCAAGGCCGAUUUUUAUGACGACUCAUUGUUGACUGUUUUUAAUCAACGAGACAUCACGUGGUCACCAAAAAUCAUUUUCCGAAAACUAGACGAAAAGUUCCCUCUCUGGUCGCAAAAACUGACGGAGACGCAAUUCGUCUACGACGCAAAAUUUAGCGAAAAGGGGAAUCAAGUCAUAAUCGCAAAUCUGAGCCAGUGCAAAAGAUCCGACAUUGAGAUUCGAAUUUUGAGUGCGAAAGAUGGGACUGCUCUUCAAACACUAGAUAUCAUUUUUCCGUUCAAAGUUGUUUCGAUUGGAUACGAAUUUAUAGCUCUUGGGGGACGAGAUAAUGUGCUGCUUUUGAACACGAAAAAUAUCAAGGAAAAAGUCAGAAUUUGA